AUGUCGCUGGAGGCGCUGCCCACGGACGCGCACCUGCACGGCGACGGCACCGUCAACAAGAGCCUCUUCUGCUUCCCGCCCAACAACUCCGCCGCCGCCGCCACCUCCUCCGGCGUCUUCGCCGGCGACGACCCGCUCAAGUUCUACUUCCCGCUGCUCCUCUGCCAUGUCUGCAUCGUCUUCGCGCUCUCCCGCGCCAUCCACGCCCUGCUCCGCCGCGCCAGCGUCCCCCUCGUCAUCUCCCAGAUACUCGCCGGUGCGCUGCUCGGGCCGUCGUUCCUCGGCCGGGUCUCCCCGCACGCCGGCGAGCUCUUCGCCAUGCCGGAGGGGUGGGUGCAGAUCAACACGGUCGGCGGCUACGCCUUCAUGCUGCAGAUCUUCGUCAUCGGCGUCAAGACGGACCUCGGCGUGUUCGUCAAGUCUGGUAAGAAGGCCGUCGCCAUCGCCAUCAUCGGCACCGUCGCGCCCCAGGUCGCCAUGAGCGCCGCCGGCGCCGCGCUCAGCGCGCGCGUGCCGGCGUCCUGGAAGGCCACGUUCAUGCUCACGGGCCUCACCUCGUCCUGGUGGCUCUCCGCGUUCAUCGUCGUCUGCUGCACGCUGGACGACCUCAACCUCCUCUCCUCCAAGCUCGGCCGCCUCGCCAUGUCCGCCGCGCUCAUCGGCGACUUCGCCAACAACCUCUCCGUCGCCUUCAUCACGUCCUACCUCCUCGCGUCCAGCCCCUCCGAGAAGCUCCAGCGGAUCGGCUUCGUGUCCAUCGCCACCUUCACCAUCUUCGUCGGGUUCGUGGUGUUCGUGGCACGCCCGGCCAUCCUGCGGCUGAUGCGCGACGUGCCGGAGGGCGCGCUCCUCUGCGAGGCGCGCCUUGUCGCCGUCCUGCUCAUCACCAUCACCUGCGGCUUCGCCAGCAAGGUGCUCGGCCUCCACGCCACGUACGGCCCCUUCAUGCUGGGGCUACUGCUCCCCGGCGGCGCCUCUCUCGGGGUCACCAUGGCGGAGCGGCUGGACCGGCUGGUCGCCGGCUUGCUCCUGCUGCUCAUGUUCGCGCAGGGCGGCAUGAGGCUGGACGUCUACAAGAUGACGGACGCCUCGACGUGCCUCCUCCUCGAGGUGUUCCUGGUGGUCGGCGUUGUCGCCAAGUUCGCCUCGUGCAUGGCGCCGUGCCUGUUCUGCGGGAUGUCGCACCGGGAGGCCUUCAUCGUCGGCCUCAUGAUGAACUUCAAAGGCAUCAUUGACGUCGUCUACGCCUCAGCGUUCAUGGACGCUAAGGUGUUCGAUGAACAAGUGUACGCGACGUUCAUCAUCACCUCGCUGGCGGUGGGCGCAACGACCGCGGCGGCGGUGAAGCACAUCUACCACCCCGAGGAGAAGUACGUGGCGUACCGGCGGUGCACGGUGCAGCACAAGAAGAUAGACGAGGAGCUGCGGGUGCUGGCGUGCGUGCAUUCGCAGGCCGACGUGGGGCCGAUGCUGGCGCUGCUCGACGCGUCCAGCCCGUCGCCGGAGUCGCCGAUCACCCUCUACCUGCUGCACCUCGCGCCGUUCGCCGGGCUCACCACCUCCGUGCUCCGCCCCUACAAGCUCGGCGACCGCAACUCCGCACCGUCGGGUGCCGGCACCAACUCGGAGCACAUCGUCAACGCGUUCCGGUUCUUCAUGCAGCAGCGGCCGCCGGGCUCCGUGUCGCUGCUCCCGUUCGUCUGCAUCGCGCCCAACGCCACCGUGCACGACGACGUGUGCGCCGUCGCGCUCGAGAAGCGCGCCAUGCUCAUCGUCGUGCCGUUUCACCAGCGCCUCGCCAUCGACGGCUCCGUCGAGAACACCACGGAGAAGGCCGGCGCCAUCCAGGCGGCCAACUUCAACGUGCUCCACUACUCGCCCUGCUCCGUCGCGAUCCUCGUCGACCGGGGCAGCCUCUCCGUCGUGCCCGGGGAAGGCGCCGACACCGACGGGUUCCCUCACCGCGUCGCGCUGUAUUUCCUCGGCGGACCGGAAGACCGGGAGGCGCUGGCGCUAGCGAUGUACAUGGCCGAGGACGCGCCGAUAGGGCUUACCGUUUCCCGGUUCGUGCUGCCGCCGGAGUGGCGCAACGGCGGCGACACCGUCGAGGACCGGCUCGACGAGGAGGCGGUGCAGGAGUACGUCCGGCGGCUGGUCGACGGCCAACGGCUCGUGUACAGCGAGCACAUGGUCACUGGCUCCGGCGGCAUGGUUGCUGUCAUCCGCGAGACGAGCCGGGCUUCCGACCUGCUGAUCGUCGGCCGGCGAGCGGAGAGCCCCGAGUCGGCGCUGACGGCCGGCAUAUCGGACUGGAGCGAGCACCUGGAGCUCGGCGUCCUCGGCGACCUGCUCACAUCGGCGGACUUCGGGUGCCGGUUGUCGACGCUGGUGGUGCAGCAGCAGACCAGGGCCGCCGCCGGCGAGAUCAGCCGCCAGUCCUCGGUGAAGAACGUGGAGCAGCGACUCGAAUCUGACGGCCAAGUUUGUAAACAACGGAACUUUGUUUAG
Molecule: messenger RNA, 2508 nt
Organism: Panicum hallii
Lineage: Eukaryota; Viridiplantae; Streptophyta; Magnoliopsida; Poales; Poaceae
Product: cation/H(+) antiporter 15-like
Exons: 3
Coding region: 1-2508 (835 amino acids)
Biological process (GO): proton transmembrane transport; regulation of pH
Cellular component (GO): endomembrane system; membrane
Molecular function (GO): antiporter activity
Source: RefSeq, a predicted model, not a curated record